Pieris rapae (cabbage white) is the source of this 1021-nucleotide messenger RNA. RefSeq lists its product as uncharacterized. The transcript has 3 exons. Lineage: Eukaryota; Metazoa; Arthropoda; Insecta; Lepidoptera; Pieridae. The coding region runs from base 541 to 882 and encodes 113 amino acids. The record is from RefSeq and is a predicted model, not a curated record.
UUUAAAUUAACGCCCACGUGGUUUUAUUUUAGUCAGUUUGAAACGCGAGUGAUAUACGUUUAAUAAAAAUAAUGGAGGGUAGGCGGUGAACACGUAAAAAAAAAAGACGGUGUGCCCGUCUCUGGGCUUGAAGAAACGUUACAGUCGAUAUUAAACCGUCAACCGACGCAAGCGACUGAGCUGUGUCCACCGGUGGUGUCACCACAACUGUGCUCAGCAACACCACCGCGAGGAGAUCGGCCCUUUGCAUCGACAUGCGCAACACCAUCGGGUUUGCUGCUUUCUUCCGUAAGCGACACUCGUUACCACCUGGUACUGACGGGUCGCACAAUGGUACUGAGAACGCUCCGGUGCCAAGUUCAAGCAGCGCAUGCGAGUCAAGCACUGAUCUGGUACUUAAUCAGGUGACCGACAAACUAGUAAGUGCGUUGAGCACAAUUCUGACUACGGAGAUCGAGUAUCUAUGCCGAGUCAUUAGCAAUGGUCAAGAUAUGAAGACAUCGUGCAUUGCGAGGUUGACUCGCAAGGGUGUGCAUUUCAAUGGUGGCGAUUUUGCAUUUGUGCCAAGCUGUUGGUAAGCUAGACUCCUGUAUGCGCGGACCAUAUGUGGUUUUAGCGACGUUUUCGCAGGACAGAUAUGAACUAAAAUUAGUCGCUGGUUCUUAUGGUAAAGCUGCCGCGGAAUACAUGUUGCCCUGGCGCGGGGAAUGGACCCCUGAUGUGUGUGCCGCAUUCUUUGAGAGUGGCGCUGAUGAUGACGAUAGUCCUUCACCACAACCACCGCACGUGAUACAAGAGACAUCAGCAGGUCAAGUUUCAACAUGCCAACCUGCCUAUCAUCACACGGGCGAGGACGCACCGUCGUCAGGAGAGGCCGAAUAAGCUGUAAAAAAGUCAAGUGGAGUGUAGCAGCGGGGAAUACUGGACUAAACUGGUUUUCAGGCUAUAUAAGCACGGCGCGCUGUAUGGUCGGGCGCACUUCUUCGACGCUCGCACUAGAUAUAGGACGUUACUAUUGUUG